CCGGCGCGCACCAGCGCCCCGUACGUCUUUCUUCGGCAGUGCGCGCUCUGGACGGAUUUCGUCUGUAAUCGCAAAACUCUCCUUCUCACACUCCCUCACGAUGGUGCAGAUCGUCGGCAAGUACCAGUACGUGUCCGCGGAGAACUUCGAGGAGUACCUCAACACUUUGGGCAAUACCGAGAUCGCGCAAUCCUUCCUCCAUUCCACGCCGAUCAUCGAAGUCCAGCAGAACGGCGAGCAGUGGGUCAUCACGGUCAACAACAAGGGCAAGACCGGCUGCGCCAAGUUCAAGCUCGGCGAGGUCUACGAGGAGCAGCUGCUGUCCCUGCCGAACUCCUUCAAGAGUGUCACCACGAGAGAAGGCAACUGCUUCAGAACGGAGACUUCGUUCUCCGCGGAUGUCAAGUCGGUCCGAAUUUACGAGUUCACGGCCGACGGCAUGACCGUGCAUUUAUCGUCCGACAAAAGUGACGUCAAAGCCAAGCGGAUGUACAAAAGAUUGUGAAAUUCCUAACUUAACUAAAUACAUCGCCUUGUUUAAUUAAAGAAAUACAAACCUUAAAAAACAAACUCUUUUUUUCUCAAAACACAUACUUUCCACUGCUCAUCACCAGUUUGUCCAUCUUCCCUAAAGAGACAACCGACCCGACGAGGAGGCGAGGUGGGAAUAACGGAGCGGACGUUGAGUCUGUGUUCUCACACGGUUCAAACGUAAUAUGUUAUUUAUUUAAGUAUGAAUUCUGAGAAAGAAAAAUAAAAUGGUGACAAAUACGCGUACACAAGAAAUCGGAAUACCACGCAUAUCCACGCGUGUAAAAACCGCUAAGCUCUAAUAUACUCUCUCUCUCUCUCUCUCUCUCUUUCUAUUUCUCUGGUACGAAGCCGCAUAAUGCAUAUUAUGUCGAAUAUUGUGCGUGUGUACGAGAACGAGGCGGGACGGCGUCCCUCUUCGAAGGACCACUCGCUAUCAUUCAUCUCGCGCGCAAAACAAAACACAUCGAUCAACAUUCGCAUCCCCGAUUUCGUGGCGAGGGCGCGAACCACCCCCGCAGAGACACCGCUCUCUCUGUGUUAUCCUUUCUCUCCCGUUAAUUCGUAUUAUUCUCGUAUUUAUUCUCGCCACAUUCCUCUCCUCUCCCUCCUCCGUAAAAUCGUAUCAACCAAAACUCCAACGAUGACGUCAAGUCGGUGAAAAAGAAAAAAAAAAAACAAAAAAA
Molecule: messenger RNA, 1217 nt
Organism: Dinoponera quadriceps
Lineage: Eukaryota; Metazoa; Arthropoda; Insecta; Hymenoptera; Formicidae
Gene: Fabp
Product: fatty acid-binding protein 1, liver-like
Exons: 3
Coding region: 101-505 (134 amino acids)
Biological process (GO): fatty acid transport
Cellular component (GO): nucleus; cytosol
Molecular function (GO): fatty acid binding
Source: RefSeq, a predicted model, not a curated record